AUUACUUGGGGAAUAGAAACACAGAUUAUAGUACCAGGGAAUAACCAGUGGCAAAGGCAGUUUCCUUCUACAUAUAAAGGGAGAGGAAAUAGGUCGCGAGCCACUAAUAGUAAUACUUCGCGAAUGUCUAUUUCUUACUUAUGUAGUAAUGAUUUGCCCGGACAAAAUGAUUCUAAUCAAAAACUUAGUGCUAGUUUUUUUAAUGAUAAGCCUAACAUAAAAAGGGUUUGUCGAGUAUGUCGUGAAAAAUUUGCGCCACUUCAAGUGGACAUGAAUGCCCACAAAUGCCCAAGAUGCUCGCGACAUUUUAGUUUAUAUAACCUUGAAUGGCCGUUACGAAAACAACCAAGACAACCCAAGGAAAAGGGAAAGGCCAAAGAAGAAUCGUAAUGAAAUGAUAAAUCGACGAGACAAAAAAGCGACGGCAAUGGCACCGAUAAUAACGACGACAAAUAAUAAAGGAAAAACUAGACAAAUGUCUGUACCCGUAACUUACAUAGGAGAUAAAAAAGAACAUAAUGAAAGAAUGCAGGCGAUAAUUUUCGCAGAAAGCAACGAGGAAUGGCUUCCUAUCCCUGAGAUUGAUAAAGAGAAAUAUGCUGUGGGCGAGGAACAACCAACCGCUGGCAAAGCUUUUAGUAUUUCAAUGAAGCGCAAAAGAAACGAAAAGUUCACCACCGGCGAGGUAUGGUACAAACCAUUUCUCAGAUGGAGCGCCAGUACAGGGUAUGUGCACCUAAACUCGAUUUGGCGCUAUGUCGAAUUUCAUACCUCUCCUGACAAUAAUAAAUUGAGAAUGGUGAAGAAGAAAGUUAGCAAGACUUCUCCAAGCGGCUUUGAAGAACACGGAAGUUUUUCAGCCGCAUCUUUGCAGGGCGGCUAUGCAACUUAUCAGGGUGACUGGUAAGUGGUUAAGUAACAUAAGGCUUUAACAUGGUAAAAUUUACACUAACUUAUUUUGUACUGU
Molecule: messenger RNA, 967 nt
Organism: Rhizophagus irregularis DAOM 181602=DAOM 197198
Lineage: Eukaryota; Fungi; Glomeromycota; Glomeromycetes; Glomerales; Glomeraceae
Source: RefSeq, a predicted model, not a curated record